This is a messenger RNA of Dentiscutata heterogama, 473 nucleotides long. NCBI's taxonomy places the organism in Eukaryota, Fungi, Glomeromycota, Glomeromycetes, Diversisporales, Gigasporaceae. The record is from the annotation of a GenBank genome assembly.
CUCAAAUAAGUAGUGAUCCAACAUUACAAGUUUUAUUAGAAUAUGCGUGUUCAAUAAAUGUAACUAGGUUAGGACAUUUUUUAGCAAUCGAUGAGGCUGCUGAGUCUCUAGGACAUUUAGAAACUGAAGAAGAUCUAAAAGAAAGAAUGAUGGUAGUAGAAUUUGAAAAAGAACGUAUAAAUUUAUUGCUAAGUGAUUUUAUUGAUGAUCCAUCAGUUGUACAUACAGAACGCAAUUUAAAAUCACGAAAGGAAUCAUCAUGGAAAUUAACAGUUGAUUUAUUAGAAGCGUUAAAUAUGUCUAAUCCAGCAAGUCAUUCAUUAUUUCAAAAUACAUCACAAAAUAACAAUGAAGGAUUUCAUAGGCUUUUUGCCUGUUAUAACAUUGGGAAGAAAAGACUUUACAAUAUUUACAAACAAGAUAUAGAGAAGACAGUCGAACGCAAUACAACAGGUAGACGUGCUCAUAAUAUU